Linum tenue is the source of this 795-nucleotide messenger RNA. NCBI's taxonomy places the organism in Eukaryota, Viridiplantae, Streptophyta, Magnoliopsida, Malpighiales, Linaceae. The record is from the annotation of a GenBank genome assembly.
AUGGCAAGUGAAGUCUAUGGGAGAGAGUACCACUUACAUCCAUUCUGGUCAUCUUUGGUGUAUGAGAGUCCUCCCGAUCUUGCAGAAUGGGAAGAUCACGAUGCCAUUGAGCGUGACAUUUUUACAGCCAUGGUACAAGAUGUGUACAAGCAAGGGCCAGCUGCUAUCCGAAAGGCAACUCAAUUAUUACGCCCUCAUAUUCUUCCACAAGUUGAAGGCCUACAAGAGCCUAAGGAGUUAGAGGUUACAAAGGGACAGCCACCUAGGAGGAGCAACACUCGAGAUCCUUCCUGGUUUGAGCAUGAGAGGGCAAGGUCGGCACAGACGAGCAGAACAAAUCAGAGUCCGAGGACAUCGAGGAGCAGAACACCUCAAAACCGGAGGCCCACCGCAGGCAUGCGGAAAAGUCAAGAUAUGCAAGUUCAUAGUGAGAGAAAUGUUUGUCCUUACCUCCGUUGGGUCCCACCUAGCAUGCAUCCUCUUGUUAGAGGUUGGUUUGACCCAGAACCAGAUGGACAUUGUGGUUUUCAGGCCAUGUCACAUGCGAUUCAUGGAGACGAGGGACACUACAUGCAAAUGAGACAAGAUCUUAUCAUAGAAGUACAAAAUCAGUGGGAUAUAUACAAGGAAGCUUACCAAUAUAGAGAUGGAACGUUGGAGCAAGUACUUCACAGGUUGAAUUGCCAGACCGCUGGGAGGUGCGACAGAGAGUAUUGGUUUGAGGAGGUGGAUUUGUUGGCAUACGCAACCAUGUACAACUGGGCAAUUGUCGUAUAUGGAGUGCAGGGGGCGUGA